Messenger RNA from Staurois parvus, 717 nucleotides. Lineage: Eukaryota; Metazoa; Chordata; Amphibia; Anura; Ranidae. The record is from the annotation of a GenBank genome assembly.
AUGGGGCCCCCUACUGACCCUGGGCCCUCGGGCACUGCCCGAGUUUCCAAAUGGUCAGUCCACCCCUGGUGCCACCUGUUAGUGCCCAUCAAUGCCACCUGCCAGUGCCCAUCAGUGCCUCAUCAAUGCCACAUAUCAGUGCCUGCCAGUGCACAUCAAUGCCACAUAUCAGUGUCCAUCUGAGCUGCCUUUCAGUGUCACCUAUCAGUGCCAGUCAGUGCCACCUAUCAAUGCCAGUCAGUGUCACCUAUCAGUGCUGCCCAUCAGUGCCACUUAUCAGUGCCAGUCAGUGUCACCUAUCAGUGCCAGUCAGUGCCACCUAUCAGUGCACAUCAGUGCUGCCUAUCAAUGCCUGUCAGUGCUGCCUAACAGUGCUAGUCAGUGCCGCCUAACAGUGUCAGUCAGUGCCACCUAACAGUGCCAGUCAAUGCUGCCUAUCAGUGCCAUAUAUGAGUGCUGCCUUUCAGUGCCCAUCAGUGAUGCCUGUCAAUGCCCAUCAGUGCCACCUACUAGUGCCUCCUCAUCAGUGCCCAUCAGUGCCACCUAUCAGUGCCCAUCAGUGCAGCCUAUCAGUGCCCAUCAGUGCAGCCUCAUUACCGCACAUCAGUGAAGGAGAAAAAUCACUUACUUACAAAAUGUUAUAACAAUAACUAAGAAAAACGUUUUUUUUUUUUUCAAAAUUUUCAGUUUUUUUUGGUUUGUUUAUCAAAAAAAUAA